AUGGCAUGCUCGAAAAUAUUUUUAGGAGAUUUACCUGAGUUAAUAAAUAAAAUCAUACAAUAUUUUCAUAUAAAUGAUUAUAAAACAUUACAUUCGUGUAUACUUGUUAAUAGAUUAUGGUGUCGGGUAACAAUUCCAUUAUUAUGGGAAGAUCCAUUUUCAAUAGAAUCCCCUAAAAAUUAUCGUUUUAUUGAAAUUUAUUUAUGCUUUUUAAAUGAAGAUAGUAAAGCAAAAUUUGAUGAAUAUGGAAUUAAUGAUAAUUUAUUAGUACCUUCGAAUAAUACAUUAUUCAAUUAUCCUAGUUUUAUUAAAUACUUGGAUACAGAUAAAAUAUUUUAUUCUAUUAAAUAUUGGGUUAAUACUUUAGUAGAUAAAUAUAAUGAUAAGUUAAUUUAUAUAAUUUAUAGGUCAUUAUUUGAAGUGUUUAUUGGAAAUGAAGGAAAUAUAUAUUCUUUUAAAUUUAAAAUGAGUAAUAAUUAUGAUUAUAUGGAUUUGAUUUUACAAAAUCCAAAUCUUAUAUGCAAUAUCAGAAAUUUAAAUUUAAAUGGUUGUGCCAUUCAAUUUCAAAAUAUUAUUCCACUUUUGAAAUUUUUAUAUUCUAAUUGCAAUUCAAUUUCAUCGAUUAUUUUUGAUUUUAACGUUUAUUUUAGUAUCAAUAAUUAUUCAUUAAUUGAAAAAUGUUUAACACAAAUAAUUAUUUCACAACAUAAUCUCAAAAAAAUUUUAUUUAGAAUUUUUAGUAAUUUAAAUUUAUAUAAUCCAUUUUUAUCAUUAAAAAAUUCUAAUUGUUCAAAUACUUUAAAUACAAUUAUAUUUUAUUCCACUAAUUUUAAAACUAUAAUUAAUAUUUUAUAUGAGGUUUUUGAUCAUUUAAAUGUUUUAGAAUCUAUUCAUCUUAUUUAUUGUAAUUAUUUAAAUUCUGAUUUUGUUCAACAAAUUAUUAAGGUUACUAAACCUUUUAAAUUGAGAACUUUGAUUAUGAACUUUGAAAUAACACAUAUAUUAUGUAUUGAAUCAUUAUUAUUACUUUUACAGAAAUUUGGUAAUUAUUUAGAAAAUUUUGGAUUGGAAUUUGUUGAUAUAAUAGACGAUUAUUAUGAACCAAGAUCAAAACGACAAUUAUUUGAAAUUAUUAUGAAAAAUUGUAAAAAUAUUAGAUAUUUUGAUUCUAAUGUAUUUGAUGAUAAUAAUAUUUACUUAAUCAUUAAAAAUAAUCAACAUAAUAUUAAUUAUCUUACUAUUGAAGUGAAUUUUUAUGAUUAUGAUACUGUUUAUAAUGAAUUUAGUUCAACUGUAUUAAAAAAUUUAGGACAGAUUCUUCCUUCUAAAUUAGAAUAUUUAUGUUUGACUCUUUUAUUUAAUAAUAGUGAUCUGGAAAUAUUUUUAAAAAAUUCACAAAAUACUUUUAUUAAGAAAUUAUUAAUUAGAAAUAUAGUGGUGAAUGAAGAUGAAAAUAUUAAUAAUAUUAAUAUUUUAUUUUAUAUAAAAAAAUAUAUUUUGAAGAAGGAAAGGGUUAAAUAUUUGGCUAUUUUAGAAUCAGAUAAUGAUGAAGACGAAUUAUUUUUUUUUAAAGAAGAAGUAAAUGAAUUUAAAUUAUAUAAUAUUAUAGUUCAAAAAUACGAUGAUUUAUGUAUCUAUCAUUAUAGUUAUAUAAUUAAUAAUUAUUUACAAUAUUAA
Rhizophagus irregularis DAOM 181602=DAOM 197198 is the source of this 1677-nucleotide messenger RNA. Lineage: Eukaryota; Fungi; Glomeromycota; Glomeromycetes; Glomerales; Glomeraceae. The record is from RefSeq and is a predicted model, not a curated record.